GAUUGAGACUCCUAAAUCCACAAGGCAGCUCGCCAGCCCCUGAUGCUGCUGAGCAUAGGAGCAUCGCUCUCCAGGUGUGAAUGGACCCUGAGCACCACUUGGCUUUGUGUCGGGAUGUCAUUGUCUUUACUUUUGUUCUUGUUGGAACUACCUCUGUGUCCAUAGCCUUCCUGAAAGCUGAGGUCAGGGAGUGAGUGGCAGGUUCCCAAAAGGGACAGAUACUGGGCAGUUAAAGUAUAAUGGAGGUGGGGGUUGGAGGUGGGGGGUUGGCGUUGUAGAUUCCACAAUGGACGCUCCUGGUUUGAAAAUACUGUUUUCAUGUGCUUGGGCGGCCACUAAUAUUCACAGACGUGUUGUUUCUCCUGGUGCUUAGUUGUCUGUGAGAAGACACUCUGGUUCACGAGUCUGUCUUCCCUCAGCUGUAGUGCCUUCUCUAGUCCAUGCAGCAAUUCUCUCACCCCGAGAACAUAGCAGUCUUGCCAUGGCUUCUGUGUAGCAAGUGCACUGUUUGUUUUUGUGGGGUGUAAUUGAACUGUCCAGAAACUGAAGUUAUCCCAACUGGCAACAAGCAUUUACAGUAGGUAAUAGUCACUGUACAGCUAUACUCUGAAGACCCGGAGCAGGAACAAACUCAGUCUCUCCUGCUGUAUGCUGACACGUGGAUCCUUUAUUUGACUCCGGCUGGGUGAGAGAAAUCUCCCCCAUCAAGCCAUCAAUCAGCCCUGCACUGACUCUGUUGGGUAUCCCUCAGUUAAUUCACAUCUCACACUGUCUCCCUGCCUGAAGGGGGCAUCAAGACCGUAAGGCUGAGAGUUUCCUUGCACCAGGCUAGCCCCACUUGCAGGUUAUGGGGCAGGGCCUCUAGAGCUCAACUCUCUAAUUACAGAGUGUGGUUCCCCUGAUCCUGUCUUUGAGUUUGCAUAAUUUACUAGAGUACCUCACAAUUGGGAAAACAUUCCCUUUUGUUGAUUACAUUUGCCAGUUCAUCGUAAAGUGUAUUUUAAAAUUUAAGAGAUGAAGGCAGUGAAGUGCUGAAUGAGGGCAAUCUGAAGGGACCUUCAGUCCUGGGCCAUGUGACCCCUCUUAGCACAUGGCUGGGUGUUUCUCAUUUUCCUGUAUGCUAGGCAUCUAGAGUCACUUCAAACUCUGUUCUUUUAGGUUUUUAUUAAAGCUUUUUGUAUAAACAUACUUGGAUCCUGGACUGUAAAUGUGUGAUGGGCAAGCUUCUAAACUAAUGCUAACAGACUACGUCUGUCCGCCCAGCCUCUUUAGGCCUUUCUGUGCUACAUACCUGUGCGCCUCUGAAACAGGGUCUUGAGUUUGCUGCCACAGGGUAAUCAUAGGUGGCCUGCUCCCGUACAGAAAGGCGGGGGAAGGGGAACGGACAUUUUUAAGUUCUGUCGUCUGCCUUGGAGAGGACAUUAUAUAUAAUAUUACAUGUAAUGGUGCAAGACUGUAGCAUGUCCUUCCAUAGAGACAUAGUUGGUGCAGCUUUCUAUUUCUUAGGAAGAAAAUGGAGCAUGUGUAAAGGGGGCAGAAGAUGAGAGAAACCGAGAGACGGACUGACUGACUGACUCUUGUGUAUGGCCUGAAGUCCAUAGUUAAAAAGACUCAACUUUACCCCAGGUAGCCUCUGGAACCAGGGACUAAAGGCCAGAUGCUCUAGUCUUUUCUGUUCCAGUCCUGAGGAAAGGAUGAGGGCUGCGGGCUGGCAUCCAGUAACCGAGAGCAGAGCACGUGUCUACCACUUCUCUGUCCAGCACAGCUUCACCUGUGUUUUUCCUCUCUCUCUCUCUCUCUCUCUCUCUCUCUCUCUCUCUCUCUCUCUCUCUCUCUCUCCUUUUCUUUUAAAAUUAAAUUUCAACAGACAUUUUACUUAAAACAAGUUAUCUUCCCUCCCCUCCCCACCUUCUCAGGUUCAACGGGCAGAUUUAGAGAAUGAGAUGCGUAGUCUUGGCGUGGACAUGGAUGAUAAAGACAAUGCCCACUAUGCAGUCCAGGCCAGAAGAUCUCGGAGUGUCACCAGGAAAAGAAAACGAGAAGAGUCUGUUCCUCCCUCUUCCAUAGCCCGCAGUCGCAGUCGGAGUUGCUCUAAAACGCCACGUGAUGUUUCUGGUCUUCGGGAUGUCAAGAUGGUGAAGAAAGCCAAGACCAUGAUGAAGAAAGCCCAGAAGAAGAUGAAUCGCUUGGGGAAGAAGGGGGAAGCAGAUAGGCAUGUGUUUGAUAUGAAGCCCAAGCACCUACUCUCUGGGAAGAGGAAAGCUGGUAAAAAGGACAGGAGAUAAUGUCCUCUUCAGUCGGAGUAGUUUAACUAGACCCGUGAUUAUUUCUGAGUGUGUGAUGGUGUGUUUUAUAGAAUUUGGGAUCAACAUCUGUUAACCAAAGAAACGAUGGAAAUGACUUUUAAAUGCUUGUUGCUGUGCUGAAAACUGGUAAAGCCGAGUAAGCGUGUGGUGCCGUGGCCCUGUGCAGUCAGAUGUUACCUGCAGAGCGCUCUGUACUGGAUGACGCGCUUCUUUCACAGCCAAGGGACUCAUUUUGCAGAAAAGAUGUAUUGGUGUAAGGAGGCUGCUUUGGUGGGGGAAAACUUUUGUAGUAGAUCUUUUGACACCCAAAAUACCUAUUUUUGUUAAGAAAGUAUUCCUGCUGGGAGGUCUUACAUUUAGCGUGUAUCAGAACUUAAACUACAGUCUUAAAUUAUUUUCUGCAUCUGUAGUACAAUGCAUCAUUGUAACUUCAAACAUUUUAUCCAAAGUAAACAUCCAGCAAAAACAUAGUUUUGAUUAUUUACAUUUAGUUUGCUUUAAUUGCAAGUCUCUUGAUAGCCAAAAGGAAGGGGCAGGGAAUAGGACUUUGCUUAGAGCAAAAAUAGGUUUUUAAAGGGAAUAAGUGCCUGGAUAUGUCUUCUUUCACUAACAACUGCUGGAUUAAGAUUGGUGUCCUAGAAAGUAAAGAAACAUUGAUGAGAGGGAUCCCAGUGUGGCUGGAACUACACCACAGAUCAGAAGACAGCCUUCCCACUGUCAGCGCUUCCUGUCAGUGUGACCGCUUCUGACCUGUAUCGGAAACCAGUGAUGUAUACAUGUAUUAUAUUCUCUAUCCUAAAUCAUAUGGACUCUUUGAGACUUUUUUAAAAAAUAGUUUUAUUUGUCUUGGAUAUGUCAUGUAUUUGCAUUUCAAAUGUUAUCCCCUUUCUCCCCUCUUCCAUCCCCCUCCCCAGCUUCUAUGAGGGUGCUCCCACUCCCACCCACCCACUCCAACCUCAACACCCGAGACUUCUUAUAUUGGCUUUAGUUGUCUGAUGACAUUUGAUGUCUUGAUCUAUUUUUUUAUGUGUAGAUGAUUAAAGUCUAUAAUCAUUA
Messenger RNA from Rattus norvegicus (Norway rat), 3362 nucleotides. NCBI's taxonomy places the organism in Eukaryota, Metazoa, Chordata, Mammalia, Rodentia, Muridae. The record is from RefSeq and is a predicted model, not a curated record.